Molecule: messenger RNA, 1629 nt
Organism: Clarias gariepinus (North African catfish)
Lineage: Eukaryota; Metazoa; Chordata; Actinopteri; Siluriformes; Clariidae
Gene: cinp
Product: cyclin-dependent kinase 2 interacting protein
Exons: 5
Coding region: 102-734 (210 amino acids)
Source: RefSeq, a predicted model, not a curated record
AGCGAGAAAGAUGGACAGCGUGCAUCACAAAUAAGACGUUGCGAGUUUACGGACUGUUUACUGGUUUAUUUUGCUACACUUAUGACAAAUCUAAAGCUGACAUGGACGAAGCCACAACGCCUGGAAGGAAAGGCAACUUGACUGGAAGUGCCAGAAAACUGAAGGAUAACGCAGCAGACUGGCAUAAUUUCAUCCAAAAAUGGGAGCGCCUGAGUGACGAAGGAUCCACCAUUGCAACCAAAAUAGUCAACUUCAAACUAAGCAAAGAGUCUGUGAAAGAGCAGGAGGUCGUGAUGGAGGGCCCAAGUUCUUCUGCAGCUCCGGCAGGAAGAAGUGAAUAUCACAGCAACCCAGAGCUAGAGGACGAAUGCAUCAAAUUACAGGACGUUGUCGACAAAAUGGCCCACAUUCUGUCAAAAAUGGAGAAGAUGGUAUCUGCUGAGAAAGGGAUAUGUGAACUGGAGACAUUUCAGUAUGGAGAGACAGGAAGACCAACACCACUAUUUCAGACUUGGACCACACAGCAGUUUGCUGAAGUGUCUUCUGGGUUUUAUGAAGCUUACAAGCAGGAGCUUGCCGUAAAGAGAACCAUAUUACGGGAACUGGCCCACACAACAAACCCAGAUCUCUGCAUGGUGUAUGUGUCCUGCUGGCUCUAUCAACCCUACAUCCAGGAUAACACCAAACUUCUCCUGGAGAGCUUACUGAUGGAGACGGGCCACAGAGCUCUCUAGUUAAUUCAGUUUAUGUUUGUUGAUAUUUUAUUUAAUGGAACAUGAUGCAAUUUAAAUGUAAUCAGUUUCAUCAUUAUGAUCCAUAGCAUUUUCUAAAAUGAAAACAUGGUCUAUAAAUGGUCUAUUCAAGAGCUUAGGGGGAAACUGUUUGUUCCUUGUUGGUAUAGAUGAGCCUUGGGUGCCCAUGUUCCUGUCACCAGUUUUUUGGUGUAUAAUUGAUAGUGUUAUUUAGUUCAUCUGUUGGAUGGCUGAUCAGUGUACAUAUUUUAAAUAGCAAAAACCUCCAUCAGACAUAGCAGGGGUGGGGGUACAGGAUGCAGAGAGGAUACUGUUCUUUUUUUUUUUUUUUUUUUUGAGGCAAACACCUUGUAUACAAGUAUGAAGUAAUGAUUACCCAUGAUACAUUUGUUUUCAUAUUUAAACUCAUACUAUGGAGUAAACAACUGUACUAACAGUAAUGCCAAAAUUUUUUCACUUUUUUUUUUUUACUUGCACUGCAAUUGAUGCAGUGAUUAAAAAAAAUGAAAAUCAUGUACAGCUUAUACUUACUUACGCAUGUUAUAAGACCACUGACAGAAUACAUUCCAAACUUCAGUGAGGCUCACUUUUUCAUUUCCUUAUGGUUUAAGGACAGGCAUUAUAUUUUUUUAAACUCCCCUUUAGUCUCAGCCCUUUUUCUUCCUGCUGUGUCCCGUCACUAUAAUUGUCUUGAAUGAAGAAAGAGUAGAGAAAACGAACACCGCAUGGUGGUGGCAGCAUCAUGUUUUAGGGAUGAUUUUCUUAAACAGGGACAUUGAAGCUGGUCAGGGUUGAUGGGAAAUUUCUAGAUUAAGUAGAGAGUCUAGCAAACACCCCAAACGAUUUGCAGAUGUAUUUGCAGCAAAUGGUGGUUCUA